Messenger RNA from Parasteatoda tepidariorum (common house spider), 4718 nucleotides. The record is from RefSeq and is a predicted model, not a curated record. Lineage: Eukaryota; Metazoa; Arthropoda; Arachnida; Araneae; Theridiidae.
GUACUUCCUAUUUAGCUUUUCAAAUCAAAAUGAAAUAACUAAAUUCUUUAAAGAAGAAAUUUGUUUCCCUAAUAUUCAUUUUCAACGUAGCGAAAUUCUUUUAAGUUUUCAUUCCGAAGUAAACCAAAAUCCAGCUUAUUUUAUUCAUUUAUGCAUAUGUUACUGCAAAUGACCAAAAUUGGUAGUUGUUGACUUCCACAAUUGAAUGUUGGCAAUCACAUAGUCGCUUUGAUAGAUGUCCGAAAUACAUACUAGGUCAAGUUAAGUGCCACUGCCCGGCAUGCCCUACAUCAGUAUUAUUUUAAGGUUCAGAGCCGCUGCCCAGCGUACAUUUAAUCGGUACUCCGAACACUGAUGUUUCUCCCGAUCUAUUCUCAGCAGAUAUUAGAUAUCGAAUAAAUAUAAUAAUAUCAACAAAUAAAUUAAUAUCAAAUCGGAUAUAACAAAUAUUUCAGACAUUCACCAAAGCGACUAUGUGAUUGUAGACAUUCAGCGGUGAAAAUCGACAUUUUCUUGAUUUCGGUCAUUAACGGUAACACGUAUACAUAAAAAAAAAUAAAAAAAAUCAUAUCUAGACUAGAUAUAGCAAAAGGACGGCAAAUUUGACGGCAUGAAUGAAUAGAUGUAUGAAUGGGUCCGCCCUAUAAACGGGAGUGGCAGAAAUCGAAUUCUUGGCCAUAGAUGGCGCCACUGGAAAACAAGAACAAUUGGACCCCCUCUGCCUAAACAGGAAUACGUCAACAACACGGGAAAUUUAAUUGCCGGACAUAAACUUCAUUUAAGGGUUUUAAUGAUGAAAAAUAUUGAUUCCUCUAAUUAAAUAUUUCGAAAUUAGUCUUCUAUAACAUUUACAAUUACAGUUAUUUGCUCAACUUAUAAAGUCGGGGUUCCGACGCAAGAAUGUUUAUUAUUUAGGGUUCCGUUGUCGAAAAAAAGGGGGAACCACUGCUAUAAACUAAUAGAUGGUUGACUGAUUGUAACCAACUAAAAGUUUCCUAAAACCGGAAGAAAUUCAUAAAACUUCCGCUGCUUCCCUCCUUUUACACUUACGAGGCGAUGCGUGAACAUGUCUAAUAUUCUGGGAUGCUUCAUGAUUACGAUUUGUGUUUAAAUUUACGCGUAAAAUUUUACCAUUCAUAAGGAGUUUUCUGUAAUUUAUAAAUUCUAACAGCGCUCGAACUUAAAACAAAUUUAGCAAAAUUUAUAUCUCACUACUCAAACAAUAUGAUAUGCAUGAUGUUGCACGGCUUGCAUCAAGAACAAGUCUUAACAAACAAGUAAAAAGUGGCCAAAAUCAGAACUGCCAAAAAAGCGAAUUCUUUCUAAAUCUAGCAACCAUGUCACCUUUUUUAACAAUACAUCUGUAAAUAACUAAAGCAAAUUUUCACUUCAAACUCACCAGAAUUAUUUGAUAUCAUUAAUAUCUUACGAAGUACAGCAGAUUUGAGCUCAGAAAUUGUAUAAUUUAUUUUUUAUUCAAAACAAUCUCUUUGAAAAUAUCACCGAGCAGAAUAAGCUGUAGUAAGCAGCUGUAUACAAUCUAACCGGAAGUAGAGCUGGUCAAGAGCUCGAGAUUGUUGUUUUGUUUACAUUUGUAUUGAAAACACCAUCCAUUGGUUCUAAGCGGACAUUUCAAGUGUUUUUAAAAGAGCUGAAUGUAGCGUUAGCAAGGUUAACUUAGCCUUAAGAUUACUGAAGGACAGAAAUUAUGUCCCUUUCUGCUGCAACUAGUCUAGAAAAUAUAUUUAUUUCUGAUUUUACGUUAUACGUUGCAUUUGUUUUGCGAAAUUUCUUGAUAGCAUAAAUAAGAAACGUGUGAUGAAGUGAGUGUUUGAUAUUUAAAUACCACGUCUGAAUCACUUCAUAGAAAAAUAAAAUACUAUUGCAUUUACUCAUUUAUUGAAAGCAAACUUAGAAUUAAAGUAAUACAAAAAAAAUUUUGAUCGCUGAAAGGCGAUUGCGGGUUACUCAUUGGCAAAAUGGUUGUCUAAUUUUUCAAAUAUAUCGUUCAAAUGAUGAAAUUCUCUUUUUUUUUCACAGCUCAAGAAGUAUUUAUCGGAUCUCUCUGAACUCAUCAGCAUAACGCAUAACAAAAUUAAAAGUGAAAAAGAGAAUUCUGAAAAAAUUAUCAAAUAGCACCGGUCGCCAUAGCAACGCAUGCAAUGCGCACUGUUUACUAAUACUCUUGAAUACAGUUGAGAAGUGUGAUGACGUCCAAACAUGGAUAUAAUCCUGAGGAAUUAAGAGGAAAGAAAAUUGGAGUGUUUAUUGCUAAUACCAACAAAGAAAAUGACGAAUACUUUAAGCAACAUAUUAAAAAGACAACUGGUUACACUGUUACGGGUUGCUAUGGGACAAUGCUUCCCAAUCGGAUAUCUUAUGCGUUUGAUUUUAAAGGUCCGAGCAUUUUAAUGGACACAGCAUGUUCGUCCGGUGCUGUUGCCUUGUGUGAAGCUGUUCGAUCCAUUCAAAGUAAUGAUUGUGAAGCUGCCGUUGUUGGAGCAUCUCACUUAUGUUUAAAUCCAGCCAUGUCCAUGCAGUUCUAUAAAUUAAGCAUGAUUUCUGAUGACGGAAAGUGCAAAUCCUUCGAUGCUGCAGCCAAUGGGUACGGAAGAAGUGAAGCUAUUGUUACUUUUCUCCUACAAAAAUCAUCGAUGGCAAGGCGAAAGUACGCAUCCAUUGUUCACAUCAAAACAAACACCGAUGGAUUCAAAAAAGAGGGCAUUACCCAUCCGUCAACUGAAAUGCAGAAGCGUUUGAUUGAAGAAGUUUAUGAAGAGUGCAAACUGAAUCCUCUGGAGGUUUCUUAUGUGGAAGCGCAUGGAACGGGCACAGCGGUUGGAGAUCCCAUCGAAAUGAACACAAUAACAGACAUAUUCUGUUCGGGGCAGAGGAGAGAGCCACUUUUAGUUGGCAGUGUCAAGAGCAACAUGGGGCAUACUGAGCCAGCAUCUGGACUCUGCAGCGCUGUUAAGGUGAUCAUAGCAAUGGAAAAAGGAAUGAUACCUCCGAAUCUGCACUUCAAAAAUCCAAAUCCUAAUAUAAGAGCCCUCUUCGAUGGUCGAGUCAAAAUAGUGACGGAACCUACUCCUUGGAACGGUGCUUACGCGUCUAUCAAUUCCUAUGGAUUGGGUGGGGUGAACGUGCACGCAGUUCUCAAAUCCAACACAGAUGUUUCGGUAUCGAAGCAGAUGAUACCUCAAUUGGUUCUUUACUCUGGAAGAACGGAAGAAAGCGUGCAAUACAUGUUCCGUCAGGUGCAGAAGGACAUGCCUGGAGAAUUCUUCAAGCUGCUCCACAGCAGCUGUGCUUAUACUUCAUCCAAACCCUUCAGAGGUUACAAACUCAUCGAUCAUCAAGCCCUGUCAGGUAUUAAGAAAGUUCCUCACGAGAAAAGACCCGUUUGGUAUAUAUUCUCUGGGAUGGGUACUCAUUGGUCUGGUAUGGCGAAGAGUCUCUUGAAUUUGAACCCCUUUGCUGAAUCCAUCAAGAAAUGCGCUGAGAUAUUAAAACCUUAUGGGGUAGAUCUUAUGGACUGGGUCACCAAAGAAUUCAGAACCAUCACUUCAGAUUUUGUCUCCAUAGCAACAGUUCAAAUUGCUUUGGUCGAUCUGCUGGCGAGUCUUGGCAUAAAACCAGAUGGCAUCACUGGACACAGUGCAGGGGAACUGACCUGUGCUUAUGCUGACGGAUGCCUUUCUAUGCAAGAGGCGAUCACAGCAGCAUUCAUGAGAGGCCGGACAUUAGAUGACACUCCAAUGGAAGAAGGAGCAAUGGCCGCUUUAGGUGUUAGUUGGUCCGAAGCUGAAAAACUUUGCCCAGAAGGUGUUUUUCCCUCCUGCAAUAAUGCCCAAGAUUCAGUAACUGUAUCUGGUACUAAAAUUGCAGUCCAACAAUUUGUAAAGAAUCUUCAAGCUAAAAACAUUUUUGCUAAAGACGUCGACAGCAGUGGUUGUGCUUUUCAUAGUAAAUAUGUAUACCCUGCUGCUGCGAAAAUUCAACAAGAAUUCCAAAAGCUCAUACCCAAUCCUAAACCAAGGUCCAGUCGAUGGAUUAGUUCUACCUACCCAGAAAGUAAAUGGUCAGAUCCCGAAGCCAAGGUUGCUGGUGCUACUUACUUUCUACAGAACUUAGUUUCUCCUGUUCUGUUCUACGAAGCGUUGCAAAAGGUUCCGAAGAACGCCAUCGUCAUUGAAAUAGGGCCGCACCAUCUUCUUCAGGCCAUUCUGAAAAGAGUCAUCGGACCCGAUGCAGAGUACAUUGGCCUGAUGAAGCGAAACGUGGACAACAUUCCGCAUGUUUUGAUGAACAUUGGAAGAUUGUACAACGCUGGCCUGAAUCCUCAAAUCGACCACCUCUAUCCUGAAGUUAGGUUACCAGCUCCAAGGGGUACUCCAAUGAUAUCUCCUCUCAUCCAAUGGGACCAUUCCGAGAGUUGGCCAGUGCCUCGAUUCGACGAACCUACCCACAGUCAGCGGGUGAUAGUUGAUAUCGGACCAAAGGACUCACCUGAUCAUUUUUUAUCAGGUCAUUACAUUGAUGGAAGGUAUCUGUAUCCCGGAACCGGUUAUCUGGUGUUAGCUUGGAAGGCCUUAGCUCAACUGAAGAACAGAGAAAUGACGUCUUUGCCUGUGCAUUUCGAGGGAGUAAAGAUUCACAAAGCUACUGUCUUAUCAAAAACUGGUAUGAUAUACUUGUUGUAGUUGCAAUUUAUUUAC